GGAGAGAGGCCACGCAGGAGUGGGUAACAGGAGCGCAGAGAGGGCAGAUCUAGGGCAGAUCUAGGGCCGGGGGAGACCCAGAGGGCAGCUGAGCAUCCUAACGGGUGCCCCAAGAGCAGGGCAGCGGGGGCGGGGAGCCCAGGGGGCGGGCCGGCCAUGUCCCACGGGACCUACUACGAGUGCGAGCCCCGGGGCUGCCAGCAGCCACUCGAGUUCUCAGGGGGCCGUGCUGGGCCUGGGGAGCUGGGGGACAUGUGUGACCACGAGGCCUCCAUCGACCUCUCCGCCUACAUCGAGUCUGGGGAGGAGCAGCUCCUCUCCGACCUCUUUGCCGUGAAGCCAGCGCCUGAGGCCCGCGGUCUUAAGGGCCCCGGAACCCCUGCCUUUCCCCACUACCUGCCUCCUGACCCUCGGCCCUUCGUCUACCCCCCACAUACCUUCGGCCCAGACAGGAAGGCGUUGGGGCCUGGCGUCUACAGCAGCCCAGGGGGCUACGACCCCAGGGCUGUGGCCGUGAAGGAGGAGCCUCGGGGGCCAGAGGGCAGCCGGGGCACCGCCCGAGGCAGCUACAAUCCCCUGCAGUACCAAGUGGCGCACUGUGGGCAGACGGCCAUGCACCUGCCCCCGACGCUGGCCUCAACCAGCCAGCCCCUGCGCGUCCUCAAGGCCCCUUUGGCCUCUGGCGCACCCGCCUGCAGUCCCCUCCUCAAGGCGCCCUCCCCAGCUGGCCCCUCACACAAAGGCAAGAAGGCAGUGAACAAAGACAGCCUGGAGUACCGGCUGCGGCGAGAGCGCAACAACAUCGCAGUGCGCAAGAGCCGGGACAAGGCCAAGAGGCGCAUUCUGGAGACGCAGCAGAAGGUGCUGGAGUACAUGGCAGAGAACGAGCGUCUGCGCAGCCGGGUGGAGCAGCUCACGCAGGAGCUAGACACCCUCCGCAACCUCUUCCGCCAGAUCCCUGAGGCCGCCAACCUCAUCAAGGGCGUCGGGGGCUGCAGCUGAGCCUUCUUUGUGGACCGCGGGCACCAGGCCCCUUGCGCCGCCUGACCUUGGAUACCCCUCACUCUGCUGGGGACCUAGCGCCCUUUCUAGGCCCAGCCUGAGACAUAGACCAUGGACAAAUGACAGUGGGUGACACCGAGGGACAGGACCCAGCAUAAUGAUUCUGUGGCCGAAUAAAAUUGCACUGCAACUGUGUGCACACACAUGUGUGUGUGUGACGUGUGUGUGUUUGCAUGUAUGGUAUAUGAGACUCUGAGAGCAGGGCAUGUAUGCGGAGAGGUCUGCAUGCCUCUUGUUUGCAUUCCCAAAUGAGAAUGUGGAAACAGGCAAGGUGUCUCCCCCACACACCAGGCUGUCUGUCUGUCCAUUGUUCUCUCUCCCACCCCGGCCCUCUCGGACCAGGAGCAACCUCUCUGGAUAGAGCUCUGUGCCUUGCAGGGAGGUCCCGGCAUCAAAGACCUAUAGACCUAUACAGGCCUGCGCCAUGCCUGUGCCGAUCCCAGGCCUGCCGUCUCGCUCCUUGAGGCUUUUGCCUGGGAGCUACUACCCCAGUGACAAGGGAAAUUUCCCAAUGGCUCUGCCCUUCUUAUGGUCCCUUAACUCUUGAUCCAGCACUCCGUCUCUUCUCCCCGUUUCACAGACUCCGUCUGCCAGACUGACACCCACCCCGACCAUUGCUCCCACCUCCCAGCUUCCA
Molecule: messenger RNA, 1699 nt
Organism: Tupaia belangeri chinensis (Chinese tree shrew)
Lineage: Eukaryota; Metazoa; Chordata; Mammalia; Scandentia; Tupaiidae
Gene: CEBPE
Product: CCAAT enhancer binding protein epsilon
Exons: 2
Coding region: 157-1002 (281 amino acids)
Biological process (GO): myeloid cell differentiation; DNA-templated transcription; regulation of transcription by RNA polymerase II
Molecular function (GO): RNA polymerase II cis-regulatory region sequence-specific DNA binding; DNA-binding transcription factor activity, RNA polymerase II-specific
Source: RefSeq, a predicted model, not a curated record